UGCACCGCCCCUGUGUGUGCCUCCGCCGCCGGGGUGUGCCUGUAACUGGAAACGAACGCACCGGACACCGCCCACCACUGAAGCUACCGCCGUCUCUCAAUGUUCCUAACGACAGCUAGCUACCAGCCGGCUAACCAGUUCCUGUGUGUGAGUGUGUGUCCUUCAGUCUGUAAUGGCGGCAGGUGGGAACCCAGGUCCGCGGGCGACAGACUGCGUGACCAAGGUGGCACUGAGCAUCUCCUGUGAGAAUCUGCUCGACAUGGACGUACUCUCAAAGUCCGACCCGAUGUGUGUGCUUCUUAUGAACAGCUCUGGGCCCCACUGGUGUGAGAUUGGCCGGACAGAGAAAAUAAACAACUGCCUUAAUCCCAGUUUCUCCAAGACGUUUGUCAUCGACUACUACUUUGAGAUGGUGCAGAAGCUGAAGUUUGAAGUGUACGACAUCGACAGUGACAACAGCAGCCUGCAAGAUGCUGACUUCCUGGGAGAACUGGAGUGUAGUUUGGGACAGGUUGUGUCCUCGAAGAAACUUAGACGUCCACUUGUCAUGAAGGACAAGUCGCCUGCAGGAAAAGGAACCAUCACUAUCUGUGCAGAGGAGAGAACAGACAACAGGGUGGUGGAAUUUGAAAUUGCAGCUAGAAAACUGGAUAAAAAGGAUUUCUUUGGGAAGUCUGACCCUUUCCUGGAAUUCUUCAAGCAGACAGAAACUGGAUGGCAGCUGGCUCACAGGACAGAGGUGGUGAAAAACAACUUAAACCCAACAUGGAAACGAUUCCGUGUCCCAAUGCAAUCACUCUGCGGAGGAGAUGUGGAGAAAACUAUCAAGGUUGACUGUCACGACUACAACAACAGCGGAUCUCACGACUUCAUCGGAUCCUUCCAGGCCACACUCUGCCAAAUACAACAGGCUUCACAGACGUUUGCGGCGGAGUUUGAAUGCAUCAACAUUAAGAAGAAACAGAAGAAGAAAGGAUACAAAAACUCUGGUGUUAUCGUCAUAAAACAGUGCAAGGUUGUGAAGGAGUACACGUUCCUGGAUUACAUAAUGGGUGGCUGCCAGAUUAACUUCACUAUUGCUAUUGACUUCACUGGUUCCAAUGGAGACCCCAGAUUACCUGUAUCCCUCCACUACAUCAACCCUCAGGGCUAUAAUGAAUACCUGGCAGCAAUCUGGGCAGUGGGUAAUGUCAUCCAGGACUAUGACAGUGACAAGCUAUUCCCUGCUUUGGGUUUUGGAGCCCAGAUCCCUCCGACAUGGCAGGUCAGCCAUGAGUUUCCCAUCAACUUCAAUCCAUCAAAUCCGUUUUGUACAGGUAUAGAAGGUGUGGUGCAAGCCUACCAGCAGUGUCUUCCUCAGGUGAAGCUUUAUGGCCCCACAAACUUUUCUCCAGUCAUCAACCAUGUGGCCCACUUUGGCAGACAAGCCCUGCAGCAGGAUACUGCCUCUCAAUACUUUGUUUUGCUCAUCAUCACUGACGGAGUGAUCACAGACAUGGACGAGACCCGCAACGCCAUCGUCAACGCCUCUCGUCUGCCAAUGUCUAUCAUCAUAGUCGGGGUAGGGGGGGCGGACUUCACUGCCAUGGAGUUCCUGGAUGGAGAUGAUGGAAAUUUACGCUCGGCUACAGGCGAGGCUGCCAUGAGGGACAUUGUGCAGUUUGUGCCAUUCAGGCAGUUCCAAAAUGCAGGGACUGCAGCCCUUGCCCAGAGUGUACUGGCAGAGUUGCCCGAUCAAGUGGCCUCCUUCUUCAAUUUAUUUGACCUGAAGCCUCCCAACGAACCCAGUCCUUCCUAGAACUUUAGGAGGGUCCUCAAGAAAUGCUCGCCCAGAGUGUCUUGGCAGAAGUCCCAGGUCAGGUGACGGGCUUCUUCAACACCGUGGGUUUGAAGCCACCCCACAGCGACACACCUCUCCCUGACCUCUCAGCAUCAGCACCCCCCAGUGAUGCACCUUGAGAAUCAGCUUUUCUCCUCAAUAUCACACCUACAAAGGCCACUUAAACUCUGGAAAAGGUCCUUUUCUUUCAUGUGUAUUUAUUACUCAUAACGUGGUUAUACAAGCAUGUGAAAAGAUGUACUAAUAAUCCAUAGAAUAAUAAUCUGAGAUCCAUAGUUGACAAAGCCAGAUUACCCCCGAAUGUUUCCUAAUGUUUGUUGACUUCCCUAUAGUGUAGAUAUUUAUAGAUAUUAAUAUGACACAUAUAUAUGACUCCAUGUGACUCAAGUGCCAGGAUUUUUCAGAGUUUAUUAUUUCUUAUUUUAUCACUUCGCUAAUGAAUCAGUUGAAUUGUGUGUGACUUGACUCAAGGUCUUUGGUUUCAGUAGAAAAACUGAGGCACCUUCAAACGGCCAUCUGGUCAGUGAUAAACUGAAACCCAUGAAAGGGAAGGAGUUCUCCAUGUGUUUCUGCUUAUGUGUUUCCAUAUUACAGUGAACACUCUGAAUGAAGCAGUUUCCAUUGACACCACAGACCUUGGUCAAAGUUUUGUUUUUGCCAAACCCCAGGAAAUCUUCAGUGAUGUUUACGUAUGAGAAUUCAACGGAUGAAUAGAUUUCAUAUCUUUUGUAGAUUUUGCACUACAGAAGUUGCUGCAAUGUAUCCUUGCUGAUGUUUUUGCACGUCUCUCUUUCUAUUUUUGAGGUCAUGUAUGGUGCUUUUAUAUACGAACGUUAGACCAAGAGAAUCUCAAGGAGCCAUUCUCUACACUAGUGGACAGGCUCAUAUGGUAAAACACGUGUUUACAUAACAAAGCUCAAUCUGUCUUAACAGGAGAAAGUAAAACCUCAAACUCAACUGACUGUUAUGAAAAUGAACUGUCUAUGUUUAUACACUGCCUGGCCAAAAAAAAAAGUCCCUACCAAAAAAAAGGUCACACACUCUUAAUAUUUCAUUGAACCGCCUUUAGCUUUGAUUGCUGUACGCAUUCGUUGUGGCAUUGUUUCGAUAAGCUUCUGCAAUGUCACAAGAUUUAUUUCCAUCCAGUGUAGCAUUCGUUUUUCACCAAGAUCUUGCAUUGAUGAUGGUAGAGUGGUACUACUGCGCAAAGCCUUCUCUCUCUCGCAAUUUGAGCCCGAUGAAUCCGGGCAUUGUCAUCUUGGAAUAUGCCUGUGCCAUCAGGGAAGAAAAAAUCCAUUGAUGGAAAAGCCUGGUCAUUCAGUAUAUUCAGGUGAGAUUCAGCUGACCUCUUCUUUAGGUACAUAAUGUUGCUGAACCAACUGCAGCAGCCCCAGAUCAUAGCACUGCCCCCACAGGCUUGUACAGUAGGCACUAAUCCUGAUGGGUGCAUCACUUCAUCUGCAUAAAUCCUGGUGGCCAGGCAGUGUAUAUCAGUAUGUUAAUUAUCACUAUAUCAAGUGUACAUCUCGUUUCUUGCACUGAUUAUCGUGCCAUUGCCUUAUACAUUAUAUAUUUGUUUAUCAUUGAUUUUAAACAUAUUUUAUGUAAAUGUUAUAUAACAAGAAAACAAUAUCAAAUUUGACUAACACAAUGUAUCAGUAUUGUUUUUUUUAUGUUUUAUGUGCAACUUCCUUAUUGUCAUGACAUUAAAAACAUACUUUAUGUUUUUACACCUC
Paralichthys olivaceus (Japanese flounder) is the source of this 3576-nucleotide messenger RNA. Its product is annotated as copine-3-like. Gene Ontology annotation, molecular function: receptor tyrosine kinase binding; calcium-dependent phospholipid binding. The record is from RefSeq and is a predicted model, not a curated record. Gene Ontology annotation, biological process: ERBB2 signaling pathway; cellular response to calcium ion. Lineage: Eukaryota; Metazoa; Chordata; Actinopteri; Pleuronectiformes; Paralichthyidae. Gene Ontology annotation, cellular component: plasma membrane.